AUUUUAAAGAUCGAUUUUAAAAUGAACACCAGCUAAAAUAAUAUUUGGCGGAACGACGAUCAAGGUUAACUUUGUGUUUUUAGAUAUUAUCGAUAGCUUAUUAGGUAUUUCUAACUUUGAACGUGGCUUUAUUUCGUUUGACUUUGGCCUACACACUAUAAGGCCAUCACCAGAGUAGGCAUUUCAAUUGCAUAGGUUCGCCAAGCAGCUGCAAUCAUGCCUUUAAGAAAACCAACCGGACGUUCCAAGUUGGAUUUUGCGACGGUUCAGCGGAGAAGAAAAUUAAAGAGCCCAAAAUCGCGAGAUAAAGAAGCUGACAGAGUUUUAAGCCGAGUUUUGCGAGCAACGAACGGCACACGUAAGGAAUUUGACCGAUGGGGCGUUUUUUCUCAACUUUUCGGCGCUAAAUUUGGAAGAAUUACCGGUAGAAUUGUUUGAGGACGAAUUUUUAUAUGAAAAGUGCGAAAAAUAUUUGAUUGGACUCGACGUGUCUGAUAACCGCUUGAAAAGCUUGGACCAAGAAAUCGGGGAUUUCGCGAACUUGAAGACUUUGAACUGUUCAAAGAAUAAAUUACGUUUUCUGCCAACUUCCAUAUGUGCUCUGGAAUUCUUGACCGAACUAAACGCAACGUACAAUCAGUUGAUCGUCUUGCCACGUAAUAUUUACAAAUGUUCGAUGCUCACCACGAUAAGGGCGGCACACAACAAACUGCGUGCAUUACCCACAAGCAUCGGGUCCAUCCCAACACUCCUUAUGUUGGAUGUUGGCAACAAUGCAUUGAAAUCUCUGCCAAAAUCAGUCUACCAGAUUCGUAAAGUAAUAAACUGUUCAAGCAACAAACUUCAUCGGUUACCGGAGCCAGAAACGAAGAAAUCAAAAAGCGGCUUACAACUUAUUCGAUGCAUUGAAGCAUCUCAUAAUGAAAUCGAAUCUCUACCAAGAAACUUGUCAUUUCUGACAAACCUACAGUCUCUAAGUUUGUCCAACAACCAGCUAACGGAAUUACCACAGAACAUCGGAGAGUUACAGAAACUGAUCACUGUCGAUGUCUGUCAGAAUUCUUUGUCUGAAAUCCCCGACAGUUUCGGCAAUUUAUCGAACCUACGUUUGUUGGAUUUGAGAGAAAAUAAGUUGACCACUUUACCCGAGUCUAUGAGUCGGUUGGAAGACCUGAUAACUCUCGACUGCGCAGGCAAUCAAAUUAAAACAAUUCCGGAAGAAUUGAAACAGAUCAAAAGCUUACAGAAUAUUGAUCUUUCAGCGAACCAGAUAGAGAGUGUACCAACAUUGUCGAAUAUGAGCAACCUCGUCACAGUUGAUCUUUCACGGAACGCCAUAUCUACACUCGGAGAUAUUGAGGACAUGCCUUCCAUGGAGAAUUUGAACCUUUCGGAAAAUCAACUGGCCAAAGUACCAGAUAGCAUCGGAAACAUCGAAUCGCUGGAAAACUUUCGUCUAGCCAACAACCAGAUUCAAGAGUUGCCACAAACAAUUGGAAACCUCAGCUCCCUGCAGUUUAUUGACGUCAGCAACAACCAACUGACGUCACUUAACACGUCACUAAGGCGACUUGGAACUCUGGAAAUCUUAAAAGCUGGAAACAACCAACUAACAACUUUACCUCAACCGUUCGGAUUUCUCCGGUCCUUACGUGAAGUGGAUUUAUCAAAUAACAAGUUGAAUACAUUAGUUGGAAAUGGCCCGUUACCGCGCGGAAUAAAACGGUUGAAAGCAAAUGGGAAUUUAUUCAAAGGCAAAGUUCCCGGUCGUGUUUUGCACGAGCUCCGACUGUUAACCGUCCUUGAUUUAUCCUCCUCUGAAAUUACGUCACUUCCUGACAGCAUCGGAAGAUUACGUUUGCUGCAAAACUUAAACCUUGAAAAUAAUCAGCUGCAUUCACUUCCCGAAUCAAGCGAGACGAUGUACUCGCUCAAAGACAUCAAUCUGUCAAAGAACGCAAUCAAAAAAUUGCCGCAAAACUUACAUAAUUGGAAAAGAUUAGUGACAAUGAAUGCUGCCCAUAACAAACUCGCUGAAAUGCCAGAAAAUUUACAUCAGUUACCUGUACUUGCAACACUGGACAUGUCGAACAAUGAGCUUGAGCAGAUUGAUGCAAAUAUCUUUCACAUGAGUCGUUUGAAGGUUUUGCGAUUACAAAACAAUCGCAUAAACCGCAUCAACAAAACGACCAAUGACGUCACCUUAUCCUCAAGUUUGCACGAAGUUGAUUUUUCUGGCAACGAAUUAGAAGAAUUGUUAGAAGACAUGGAAGUUCUUUCAUCCGUUCGUUGGUUUGAUGCAUCAUGCAAUAAAUUAUCGGAAAUACCAGAAGACAUUCACAAACUGAAAUGGGCAACUUAUCUAAACUUCAGCGAGAAUAAGAUCCAGAAGAUUCCUAAAAAAGUAGAUCGGUUGAAAUCGAUUGAAAAUUUCAAGUUGGCGAACAAUCAAAUCACUCAAAUACCGCAAAACAUCAAGAGAUGCAAACAUUUGUCUCACCUUGAUAUAACAGGAAACAGCAUCUCAGACUUCCCACAAGGAUUCUUUAAAAUGCGUAAACUUAACGAGCUAUUAAGUCAAGGCAACCCUCUAACUUGUAAGUUACCUGAGAAAUUCAGAGUCGCCGACGAACCAAAGUCCAGCCCACUCAAUUAUAAAGGAGAGAUUGGACUCGCCACUGACAGAAAUAUUGGACAAGAAAAAUCUGUUACUAAAGUGCUUACAACAAAAUCUGAAUUUACAACCGUAACAAGUUGUACGGAGAAAAAGUCCGCGUUAAAAGAAAGCGAAAGCUCAACGAAUGUAGUUCAAAAUGAGCCGACCAUUGUGGAUACAGAUGUACCGCAGCAGAAAGAACGCGCUGUUUCACAAAAGACGAACAAACUGAAGAAGAAAAUGUCCAAGUCUAAUGAAGUAAGUGAAGCGGAACGGUUGCUCUUAACAAUAACGUCAUCACCGGGAAACAACCAAUCACAGUCGACCAGCCAAUCCGUUGUAAGUUUGGAUGAACAAACAGUGGGCCAUGUGGGGACGAUUGAGAGCAAAAAAGUGGGCAAGACGUGCAAACAAAAGCGGGGCGUCGUUGGUGCAAAGUCAUCUAAACUUGCUUUGUCGACUACAAAACCAUCCGUCACACCAGCUAUACAAGCAACUGUAUAAAUGUGACACUAAUGGGACGUUUAUACAAAUGGUUGUUAAAGAGCCAAUAUACUCAACUGAAUAAAUCAAUUCAAAUCACUGCUCAAUUUUGACUAAUGACAAAAUAUGUGAGAAUUUAAUAAGAUGUAAUAUUAAAAGUCUCAUGUGAAAACAUAAAGUUAAAAUUCUUUUGUAAAACAACAGCACAUACAUACACUGUAAAAUUUGUAUUCGCAAAUUAAUUUUAUUGUUUUGAUAUCUUUCAGUUUAUAAAUAUAGAAGAGUUUUUGUACCAUUUGCGCACAUGUAUAUGCACUUAUAGAGCUCGAAAAUUAGCGUUGCAAUAUAAAAUUGUUGAUAA
Ciona intestinalis (vase tunicate) is the source of this 3500-nucleotide messenger RNA. RefSeq lists its product as uncharacterized. Gene Ontology annotation, cellular component: cytoplasm. The record is from RefSeq and is a predicted model, not a curated record. Gene Ontology annotation, molecular function: protein binding. NCBI's taxonomy places the organism in Eukaryota, Metazoa, Chordata, Ascidiacea, Phlebobranchia, Cionidae.